AUUUAAUGCACGAAUCUGACGAGAUGUUCACAAGAUUGAUUACAAGAUUUGGAGUAAAAGCAUUUGAGAAGAAGAAGGAGAAGGAUUUUAUGAAACACAUAGCCGCCAAGGCUGAGUAGAAGCCUGUAAAAAUAGCAGAGCCUCAAAAGGGGAAGGAUGUGCCAGAUUUGAGCAAAUUAAGUAAAAUAUUGAAUUGAAGGGGUUUUAGGUCCUGCGGAGAUAUUGGCCUUAAAAAGAGAUGCAUCUAAAAUGCCUGAAUCGUAUUAGCCUAGUUUUGUGGAGAGCUUCUGGUAUAAAUAUUGGGAGGACAAGAAGUAUUUCCAUGUGACUGCAGAGGAGGCAUUGAAGAACGACAAGAGAUAUGUGAUGGUGUUGCCACCUCCUAAGUAAGUGAUUUGAAUGAAGUUGUUAGUGUGACUGGGUAUUUGCAUUUGGGUCACGGAUUGACAUCAGCAAUAGAAGACUCAUUGACACGAAUUCACAGACAGAGGGGAUACGCGACAUGCUACUUACCAGGAACAGACCACGCAGGAAUAGCAACAUAGACGGUUGUGGAGAAGGCUCUGGCGAAGCAACAAUUGAAUAAGUGGGAGAUGGGAAGAGAGAAGUUCUUGGAGAAGGUUUGGGAUUGGAAGGAGAAGUAAGAUAUGGUGAUGAUAAUUAACAUAGACAUGGAGCUUAGAUCUUGGAGUAAUUGAGGAGAGUGGGUAGUUCAUUGGAUUGGGACAGGUAUCACUUUACAAUGGACGAGUAAUUGAAGAAGUAAGAAGCAUAGAAAUAUAUUAAUGUAGAGCAGUCACAGAAGCCUUUGUGUUGUUGUACGAGAAGGGGCUGAUAUAUAGGGCAACAAGAUUGGUGAAUUGGUCCUGUUAAUUGAAGACAGCUAUUUCAGACAUCGAAGUGACUUAUGAGGACAUAAAGGAGCCAACUAAGUUGAAAGUGCCAGGACAUGCUUAGCCAGUUGAAUUUGGUUGGUUGACUCAUUUUGCGUAUAAAGUCAAGGAUUCGAACGAGGAGUUGGUGGUUGCCACAACUCGUUUGGAAACAAUGUUGGGUGAUACAGCAGUGGCAGUGAAUUCAAAGGAUAAAAGAUAUGCUCAUUUGAUUGGAAAGGAGUUGAUCCAUCCAUUUUGCAAUAGAGUGAUAAAGGUUAUUGCAGAUGAUCAAUUAGUUGAUAUGUCAUUUGGUACAGGUGCAGUUAAAGUCACACCUGCUCAUGACCCUAACGAUUAUGAGUGCGGAUAAAGAUAGAAGUUGGAAUUCAUUUAGAUUUUUGAUGAAGAUGGUAAAAUCAAUUAAAAUGGUGGCAAGUAUGCUGGUAUGAUGAGAUUUGAUUGUCGUCGUCAAAUGGAGGAGGACAUGAAAUAAUUGGGUCUUUACAGAGACAAGACACCAAAUCAAAUGAGACUUGGAUUGUGUUCUAGAAGUAAGGAUGUUAUUGAACCUAUGAUCAAACCUUAAUGGUAUGUCAAUUGUCAACACAUCAAGUAAAGAAUGAUCGAUGUGGUCAAAAAUGGAGAAUUGGUUCUGAUUCCCUCUGAUUACGAGAAUGAAUGGUUUAGAUGGAUGGAUGGUUUGAGAGAUUGGUGCAUCAGCAGACAAAUAUGGUGGGGUCACAGAUGUCCAGCCUAUUUAGUUAGUAUCAAUGGUAAUUUACCUGAUACCAGCAAUCAGGACAAUUGGAUUGUUGCUAGGUCUGAAGAGGAAGCCUUAUAAAAGGCUAUUGCUAAGUAUAACUUGCCUGCAGACUAAAUUAAAUUGUCUCAGGAUGAGGAUGUAUUGGAUACUUGGUUCUCUUCUGGGUUGUUCCCAUUUUCCACUUUUGGAUGGCCUGAUGCUAAUCAUCCAGAUUUCAAGGCAUUCUUCCCUAACACUAUUCUUGAGACUGGUUGGGAUAUUCUGUUCUUCUGGGUUGCCAAGAUGGUUCAAUUCUCAUUAGAAUUCUUUGAUAAGGUUCCAUUUAAAUAUGUGUUUCUCCAUCCUUUGAUUAGAGACAAGGAUGGAAAGAAGAUGUCUAAGAGUCUUGGUAAUGUCAUAGAUCCACUUGAGAUUAUUGAUGGAACAUCAUUAGAAAACUUAAAAUCGAAGAUUUAUGAAGGAAAUCUAUCCAAAGAUGAAGUUGAAAGGGCCAUUAAAUAAAAAGAAGAAGAAUUCCCAAAUGGCAUUCCAGAAUGUGGUGGAGAUGCAUUAAGAUUUGGUCUCUUAAGUUAUUUACAAAAGACUCCAAAUAUCAAUAUGGAUGUCAAACACAUCAUCGGUUAUAGACAAUUCUGUAAUAAAAUCUGGAACAGUUGUAGAUUUGCAUUCCCCAAAUUAUCCAAAGAUGUCAACUAUGUGAAAUUAGAAUUAAAUAAUUUGCAAUUGAUCAAUCAAUGGAUUUUAGUGAAACUCAAUUAAGCCAUCACAGGAGUGAAUGCUGCAUUCGAUGAUUAUGAAUUCGGAUAAGCGACUCAAAAUUUCCAUCAAUUCUGGCUCUACGAGUUUUGUGAUAUAUAUUUGGAAGGAAUUAAAAACAUUUUGAGUGAUAAAAAUCAAGAUCAGAAGUCUAAACUCGAAACUCAAUAGACCUUAUUAACUGUUUUGGAUCAAGGAUUGAGAUUGCUUCAUCCAAUGAUGCCAUACUUAUCCGAAGAGUUAUGGUAAAAGCUACCAUUCGAAAAGGAAGAUUCCCUCAUCAUUGCUAAGUAUCCUCAACCCAAUCCUUAAUGGAUCAAUUAGGAUGUUGAAAUUUAAUUCGAUUUGGUUUUGAAUAUCUCAAAGAAAUUAAGAUCAAUUAUUAGUAAAUUUUAAUUGCCUCCAAAUGUAAGACCUGAUGCCUACACAUUGAAUUUGAUUGGAGACAAAUCCUUAGAUGAUUUAAUUAAAUAACAAGCUGAUAUCAUCUGUUUAUUGGCUAGAAUAAAAUCAGUAAUAUGUUAUUAUCUAUUUUCUAGAUUACCACAAUCGAAUAAGAAACUGAACAUCAUAAAUAAUGUGGAGUUGAUACUCUAGAUGCCAAAAUUAAGAUUUUUGUUAAUUUGAAAGAUAAUAUUGAUCUUACAAAAGAAGUAAAAUUAUAUUUAAUAACCUAUUUAGAAUGAUAGAUUAAUCAAGAAGUUGAAUGAGUUGAUCAAGUAUAUUAAUGCUCUCUAAGACAAGAUGAGCAAAUACAAUGACAAGGUGCCAGACUAAGUCAAAAAAACAGAUCUUGAGAAGAUGGAAAAAUAUCAAUAAGAGAAAUUAUUAACAGAAUAGUAAAUUGAAAGUCUUAAAAAGUAAUGAGAU
This is a messenger RNA of Paramecium octaurelia, 3264 nucleotides long. Lineage: Eukaryota; Ciliophora; Oligohymenophorea; Peniculida; Parameciidae. The record is from the annotation of a GenBank genome assembly.